Sitodiplosis mosellana (orange wheat blossom midge) is the source of this 722-nucleotide messenger RNA. It is a transcript of the gene Bet5, whose product is annotated as trafficking protein particle complex subunit 1. Gene Ontology annotation, cellular component: TRAPP complex. The transcript has 3 exons. Gene Ontology annotation, biological process: endoplasmic reticulum to Golgi vesicle-mediated transport. The coding region runs from base 154 to 591 and encodes 145 amino acids. NCBI's taxonomy places the organism in Eukaryota, Metazoa, Arthropoda, Insecta, Diptera, Cecidomyiidae. The record is from RefSeq and is a predicted model, not a curated record.
CACAAAAUCGGUUUGACAGAAAACAAAACAAUAUCAACUGCAUACACCAACCACCCAAUUCAAUUACAUCUUUCGUUUUUUCGUUGGUUUUUCGUUUGCCUCGUGUAAAAUUCGUAAUUUUUUGAGUUAAUCGACAGAUAGACGGCCAUAAAUAUGACGAUAUAUAAUUUAUAUAUUUUCGAUAAGUUUGGCACAUUGCUGUACUAUGCUGAAUGGAAUCGCAUCAAACAGUCGGGCAUUACACGAGAGGAGGAGGCGAAACUCAUGUACGGAAUGCUAUUUUCUAUCAAAUCAUUCGUUAACAAAAUCUCGCCGACCGAUCCAAAAGAAGGCUUCCUUUUUUAUAAGACAAACAAAUACGCAUUGCAUUAUCUAGAAACAGCAUCGGGCCUAAGAUUUGUGCUUAACACAGACACGACUGCUGUGUCGGUCAAAGAAUUCCUGCAACAAUACUAUGCAAAAGUUUGGGUGGAAUAUGUUGUGAAGAAUCCACUGUGGGAACCGGGCACACCAAUCACUUCAGAUUUAUUCAAACAGAAAUCAGACCAAUACAUUCGACAGUCACCAAUUUUUACCACGAAAACCGCAUAAAAAGACAGAAAUCGUUUUCUUGUUCGAGCCAUUUGUGAAUUGCAUCCUUUUCUAAUCUACGUGCUGCAAUCACCGAUGCUGGAUCAUUUGGAUUUGAUGCUCUUAAAUCCAAAUGAUGGGCCGUAUCUGGA